AAAGCGGUAGGUGGAGUUUCUCCUCUCUCCUGUCCCCAGACCUGAGUUUGGGUCAUAGCGGUUGGGUGUUGCCACUCUCCGGUCUCCCUGCUGGUAACUCCAACAGUCCUGGUCCCCUUCCCCAAACUAACUUUAAAUCAAAUCCAAAGUGAGAGAUCGUCCCCAGUCAUCAAAACACUGCAAUGGAUCAACACAAAUAUCGCACGGCGGGUGUCCCGGAGAAGCUGGAGAUCAUCGGGGUGGAGGACGAAGCUGGGAACCCAAUCAGUGCCCUGACCAUCUUGUCUCUGCUGGAACGCGUGGCUGGCAUCAUCGACAACGUCCAGUCCUGCCAGCAGCGCAUGGAGGAGCGUCAGCUGGAGCUGGAGAACAACAUCAAAACCAUCCAGGGCGAUGUCCUGAAACUGGCCAAGGACCACACCGACACCAGCGGCACAGUGGAGAAGCUCCUGCAGAAAACCCGCAAGGUCAGCGCCAACGUCAAGGAGGUCCGGACACGUGUUGAGAAGCAAAACGUCCGCGUCAAGAAGGUUGAAACCACGCAGGAUGAGCUUCUCACCAGAAACAAGUUCCGCGUUGUCAUCUAUCAGGGCGAUACGGAGAUCCCAUCAGUGGCCGUCACCAAGUCUCCCAAAGGAACCGGCCUGGAUGGGCUUGAGAUCGAGCCUGACUCCUACGAGGUCCCUGUCGACCUCUCCUCCGAUGAGGAGUACCUGAGUGUGGAAGAGGCCGACCCCUCCCGGGCUGCCCGCAUCAAGAAAUCUGUUGCGAAGAGUACAGAGACCCUGAAGGCCGCUUUCUCCAAGGAGAAGAUGAACAAAACCAAAGACAACCUGGGCACCAAGUUCCACAACCUGGGCGAGAAGGUCAUGCCAGCCGAGCGGAGGGACAAGAUGCACCAAGCUGGCGAGCGGCUGAAGCAGUCUGGCGAGCGGCUGAAGGAGAACAUCGCCAAGAAGGCUCCGACCAAAGAGAGCUUCCGCAUCAAGCUGAAGAAGGAGAGAGCAGUCGCUGAGGGCCAGGAGGGCGCCGAGGCUGAGACCGUGGAGCCAGCAGUGCUCCCUGGUGUCACCUACACAGAGGUCGCCAUGGAAACCAAAAGGGAGGGCCCUGUGGAGGAGGCCGGCGCCACCCGGAUAGGAGAAGAGGAUUGCACAAAGUAGAUCAGACGUCAGAUCAGACAACGACGAGGAGGGGGGACACUGGAGAAAGAUUGUAAUGCCCAGGAUUUAAAAAGAAGGUCUGUGAUUGUUCGUCAUCGAUGAUGGAUAUCUUUAUCCGCCAGAAUGUGUUAAAACAGAAGUUCUUGAGUUGGGAAUCGGUACUGACACCAGAAACUCAUCAGAACUGGUUAUUUAUGAAAUCUAUUUCAGAGUGUCACGUCAGUCUAUCAGAUGUUAUCUAUUUUUAACAAUUAAUUUAAACAACUUGACGUGAAUGUGAGAAUUUCUAUUUUGAAUGCACUAUGAAAAAUUCUGGUUUAGGAUUUGUUUGUCUAAUUUGUGAGUCCAAACUGAGGUUGAGGUUUAUUUGCACAGAGAUGGCAGAAAGGAAAGAAGGAAAGAAAGACAGUAAAUGGUUGAUAAAACUUUGAAAGUGAUGAUAAAUGUCGAACAGAAGUUCACAUGUUGAUCUUUUGUCUGGAUGUACAUAUGAUGUUGUACAUACUGCCUAAACUGGGGAGGUAAAAUUUGGUUUGUGUAGGACUCAGCUGGUCUCUGAGAUACCUGAAGAGAAAAUAGAACAAAAUGUAUCCAAUGUCAGACUGGUUUCUGUAUGCAAAAUAGUAGAAAGGAGAUUAAGUAAACUUUGCGGUGCUUAAAAGCAACCUCAGUGAACGCUUCGAAGUGUUGGGAUUUCAUUACCCAGAAAUGAGGCAACACGUGAUGAUUCAUGCUGCCUUCAUUUCAUGUGGUACAGAGACUAGAUGAGAAGUUAUCUGGAGUUGGCAGUACGAUGGGCAGAGAGUUGCUAAUGGAGGGAUAAAAUAUGGUUUACAGUUACCAUAGUAGCAUUAAAUUACAGUAAAGUAGUAGGGCUAAAUUGCCAUUUAGUUUCACUCCAUUCAAUCAGCCUCACAUUGUGUUCAUCAUAGCUGAUUAAUGGUUGUAAAGAUUUUGGAUGGAUGUAGCUAGCUAGUCAAUCUUAUUUGUAUAGCCCUUUCAACAACAAGGCAAUUCAAAAUGCUUUUCAUAAGAUAUGAAGGCAUUACGAAGAGAUAUAAUAUAAAAGACAUAUAUAUAGGUUUUUAAAUGAGUGAAAUAAAAUAGAAAGGCAUAAUUUAGAGUGGAAUAAAACAGAUCAAACAGGAGAGUAACAGUUACAGCGCAGCAACAGGAUAUAAAUGCUAUAUGGGCUGUAUGAUGCUUACAAAGUUUUCCUUGUUCUCCAACUGGUCAGUGAAUGCUACACCAGAUCUAUUUGAAUCAGUAAAUUGACCCGUCCUAUGUCCCGCUUUUAACAUUUGGCUAAUAUUAUCUAUUAAAUGUAACUAGCAAGCUAACAAUUGUUGUAGAUUAGAUAGCUAGUUAUUUAGUGUUCUGCUAACAGCUAAUUUAUGAAAUUUAUUUUCAACAUAGAUUAGUCUAGCAGCAAAAGUGAUUGAUGCUUGCUCAACUGUUAUUGGAGCACAUAGCAAAAAGGGGCGGGACUUAGGAAGGGUCAAUUGGUAAUGUGAACGGGCUCCCUUACAGCAGAGCUUUGUUCAAUUGUUAGUUGAAUUCAAAAGUUAGCAAUGUGUAAACAAGUGUCUCUUAACCGCUUGAACUCUUUAAAUUUCCCCUUAAGUGUCUUAACAUUUUGAAAACUAACUAACUAAAAGGUCCAGUGUGUAACAUUUUGGAGGAUCUAUUGGCAGAAAAUUAAUAUAAUAUUUAUAGGUAUGUUUUCAUUAGUGUAUAAUCACUUGAAAAUAGGAAUAAUGUUGUUUUUGUUACCAGCGUUACAAUUAAGCUGCUUUAUUUUCCCACUGAGUAAAAUAGUGAGAGUAUUUUUUAAUGGAUGCACUGGUCCAUCAAAUGGAAAUAUUCAACACUUUUCCUCAAAAUUCAGCAUGAAAGAUUUGGAAACUUUGGAAUUAUAAAGUUAUUUAAAUAAUAUAAUAAAGUUAUGAGAGUUUGACUUUAGAAAACAAAACAUUAAUUUGAUCAAAUCUUUACUCAGUGCAGCUUUAAUUUUGAUUGAGCAGCACAUUAAACUAAUGAAAACUUUGCAUGAACUUUAUAGCAACACAGUCACUUGUAUUUGUGGCAAAGCUUAUCUUGAUUGUCAUAUUUUAGACAUUAGACUGCAAUUACUCUUCUGAAAGUGAAUGUAGUGGAUUUAAGGUCGUCUGAGACAUGGUGUUUGGCGGCUUCAAAGCUUUUUUGAGCACUGCUGAAUUUUGCCGUAUGAAUGUUUUAAUUUUUUUUUUUUUUUUUUCAAUUUUGCUGCUUGAUAUUCAUAGUUUCUUUUGAAGUUCAGUGAGCAUACUGACUUUAUUCUCCAGGAGUGAUUAGUGAGGUCACAGCUUUCAUCGGGAUGAUAGGAUUUUCAGUCAUCAGGUACUUUUUAUGUAGCUCGGCUUAUAGUGCUGUCAUGAUAUAUCAGUACACUGUCUUAUUCUGAAAAAUACACUUCCUGUAUAGCUUUUAACUUACUACUGUAUUUAUGUUCCUGCUGAGUCAAACUGUGUUGAUGGUGAUUUUGAUGCAGUAGAUUGAUAGUAUUUGAUUAUAUGGUUGGAAGGUUUCAUCUCUUGGUUUCAUUCUUGAUUACAGCUCUGUUUCCAUGUUGCAUUUCUGUUCAUUUUUACAAUCAUCUCAAUCCAGUUUUAAUGCUUUACAAUGAAAAACAGCUGAUUGAGGACCUGUAUUGUUGUUGUUUUGGCCUGUACUGUACAAGCAGCACCAGACAUUAAUCAUUUUGUUUUGUUUUUGUAUAAAUAAAGUUCUCAUGAAACCUGUA
Morone saxatilis (striped sea-bass) is the source of this 3945-nucleotide messenger RNA. RefSeq names its product caveolae associated protein 4a (gene cavin4a). NCBI's taxonomy places the organism in Eukaryota, Metazoa, Chordata, Actinopteri, Moronidae. Gene Ontology annotation, cellular component: cytoplasm; caveola. The record is from RefSeq and is a predicted model, not a curated record. The coding region runs from base 183 to 1163 and encodes 326 amino acids. The transcript has 2 exons. Gene Ontology annotation, biological process: regulation of gene expression.